UGACACUCUUUCCAAAGAACAACUGGAGCCAAGAAUUUUUGAGUUAUUUGAAGUUCGAAAGUCCAUACUCGAAACGUCUAUAUCGGGAGUGUCCAUUAUAAAACACCACAUAAAGCCUGAUGACAUCGACAAGCGACAAAACGCAUGCUCCGGAGCUGACAGAGGCGGUCCUCAUCCUUCAGACUAUCGUACGAAAAUUCAUCAAGGAUGUAGAAAGCAAGCGUCAAAAUAUCUUUCAGAAUACACCACAUGACCUAGCACUAAGUGGUGGAUUGGCAAUAGUCACUAGCCUUUCAGCUGCUGCUGAUGAGGAGACCAAAACCCAUUUAGAGAGCCUUUUGGAAGAAACCCUAAGAUUGGAAAGACAGCUUCGCGCGAUAGGGAAAUGGCAUCCACCGUCAAAACCCUGGGACGCGCCAUUUCCCACCGCUCUCGAUUUUGAAGAUCUGUCGAGUGCAACCCGUGUUCUUCGCCACAUGAUCGCCUCUACGGCUUCUGCCAACCAGCGCACUCCCCAACAAACAUUGUCGGCCUACUCCUGGACUUGGGAUCCCGCAUGGCGCGAGUUUUACACAUUCCUCCCCACUCAAAAUGCGUAUAUUUAUCUGUCCCAAUGGAAACUGAACGAGGCAAGGGGCGUCUGGGAACAUGUAAGCAUGACCGGAACAAACUUGAUGCCUAAUGACGCUGCAGAAAAGUUGGGUGCUUGGGAAGACUGGAAGUGGGAUGCAAUCGCUGGGCAGUGGUAUCUCGAUAUGGGUUCAAAAUCUGGCGAGCAGGUUCAGAUAUUUGCAAGCCCGUGGCAGAUACAAGAAGAUGGCGAGUGGGUAUACGUCGGAACGAUUGGAAGUAUCGAGUGAACGCGUGGCAACUAAGUUCUCGAGCAAGCAUGAUGCCUGAGUGAUUCUCAUGAAAUUUGGAAACAUCUUUGGAUACUUAAACAAUAUGAAUAGUACCUUGUGAG
Molecule: messenger RNA, 964 nt
Organism: Bipolaris sorokiniana ND90Pr
Lineage: Eukaryota; Fungi; Ascomycota; Dothideomycetes; Pleosporales; Pleosporaceae
Exons: 2
Coding region: 120-860 (246 amino acids)
Source: RefSeq, a predicted model, not a curated record